Molecule: messenger RNA, 6876 nt
Organism: Eublepharis macularius
Lineage: Eukaryota; Metazoa; Chordata; Lepidosauria; Squamata; Eublepharidae
Gene: PLAG1
Product: PLAG1 zinc finger
Exons: 6
Coding region: 475-1980 (501 amino acids)
Biological process (GO): cell fate commitment; regulation of transcription by RNA polymerase II
Cellular component (GO): nucleus; cytoplasm
Molecular function (GO): RNA polymerase II cis-regulatory region sequence-specific DNA binding; histone deacetylase binding; DNA-binding transcription factor activity
Source: RefSeq, a predicted model, not a curated record
CUACAAUGGCUGCUGGAAAGAGGGGAAAGCAAACAAUUUCCAGGCCCGCCGCGUCCAGCCCGAAAUAUGAGGAAAAAAUUACAGAAAAAUCGGAGAACCCCGUAAAAGGCGGGAAGAGGGCGCUGAGGGGAUGCUGAGGCUCCCGCGGAAUACAGCUUGGCCACAUGGAGCAUCAUAAAUUGCAGGCAGAAUUCUGUUGCUACUCCCUACAGGGGAGAAGGUAACAAUCUAACUACAUCCAACUCAAUGCAAGAUCAGCAAGAAUGGGAAGUUCUGGAUUUUGGUUUGCACCUAGACAUGCCAAUGGAACUGGUUAAGACCAAAAUCUGAAGGUUUAUCUGCAUUAUCCGUCACCAGUCCCCUUUUGCUUUCUUUAACGACCACAUGAAACUUGAGAAGCCAUCUAAAGCUAAAUCAUUUAGUGGAGUUGGGCAAUUCCCAAGUGUCCAACAAGAAGGCCUGGUUUAGGCUGCGAUGGCCACUGUCAUUCCUGGUGAUUUGUCAGAAGUAAGAGAUACCCAGAAAGUCCCUUCAGGGAAACGUAAGCGUGGUGAAUCCAAACCAAGAAAAAACUUUCCUUGCCAACUGUGUGACAAGGCCUUUAACAGUGUUGAGAAAUUAAAGGUUCACUCAUACUCUCACACAGGAGAGAGGCCCUACAAGUGCACACAACAAGACUGCACCAAGGCCUUUGUUUCUAAGUACAAAUUACUAAGGCAUAUGGCUACUCAUUCUCCUGAGAAAACCCACAAGUGUAAUUAUUGUGAGAAAAUGUUUCAUCGAAAGGAUCAUCUAAAGAAUCACCUACAUACGCAUAAUCCUAAUAAAGAGGCCUUUAAGUGUGAAGAAUGUGGAAAGAACUACAACACAAAGCUUGGAUUUAAGCGUCACCUGGCUUUGCAUGCUGCAACAAGUGGUGACCUCACCUGUAAAGUGUGUUUGCAGACAUUUGAAAGCACAGGGGUGCUGCUGGAGCACCUAAAAACUCAUGCAGGCAAAUCAUCAGGUGGAGUGAAGGAGAAAAAGCACCAGUGUGAACAUUGUGAUCGUCGGUUUUACACCCGAAAGGAUGUCCGAAGACACAUGGUAGUGCACACUGGAAGAAAAGACUUCCUGUGUCAAUAUUGCGCACAGAGAUUUGGCCGGAAGGAUCACCUAACACGGCAUAUGAAGAAAAGUCACAACCAAGAACUUCUGAAGGUCAAAACAGAGCCAAUGGACCUUCUAGACCCAUUUACCUGCAAUGUUUCUGUGCCUAUAAAGGAUGAGCUGCUUCCAGUGAUGUCUUUAUCUUCCAGUGAGCUGACAUCAAAGCCAUUUACAAACACUUUGCAAUUAAAUCUUUACAACACUCAAAUUCAGUCAAUGCAGAGCUCAGCUUCUGCUCACCAGAUGGUUGCCACAUCAUUACCAUUAGGAAUGCCUUGUCCAAUAGACAUGGAAUCUGUCCACCCUUCUCACCAGCUUUCUCUAAAAUAUCCACUCAGUUCUACCUCAUAUACAGUUUCUAUGACUGAUAAAGAGCAACCAUUGAAAGGAGAAAUUGAAAGUUACUUAAUGGAACUGCAAAGUGGUAUGCCUUCUUCAUCCCAAGAUUCCCAAGCAUCUUCAUCUAAAUUAGGAUUGGAUCCCCAAGUAGGGCCUCUAGAUGAUGGAUCUGGGGAUGUCUCCCUUUCCAAAAGUUCUGUUUCCAUUAGUGAACCUCUAACCACCCCAUCACUGGACUUUUCUCAGUUGUUCAAUUUUAUACCAGUCAAUGGACCUCCUUUUAAUCCUUCUGUUUCUGUGGGAAAUCUUGGAAUGAGUUACACACAAGAGGAGGCACAUUCUUCUAUGACUCAGCUGCCUCCACAAGCACAAGAUCCACAAGACCCUAGUAAUAGUAUAGGUCUUGGAUCUUUACAUUCAUUGUCAGCAGCAUUCACAAGCAGUCUAAACACAACCACGACUCUACCACGUUUCCAUCAAGCUUUCCAAUAGGAUGAAAAACCAGCCUUGCAACAGUUUAUUUGUAGAAAUGCCUUAGAUGACUUUUAUUAAUGUAGUGCCUACUAUGUCAUUGUAAAUCUACUUUUGUACAGUACCAGUCUCAUUAAGCCAGUAUGAAAUUCAAAUUAACUUUUAAAAUAUUUUGAAUGUGUUCAUUCAUGGAUGUUUACUUGGUUUUUUAAAGUCUAUUAAUUUUCACUGCCAAUAGACCCAUGCUUUUAAAAAUAGAACCAUUCCCACUAAAUGUUUGUAUCCCUUGUUUAAAAUUUCAUUAAGAAUGGAUAAUUCUUUGUUUGUCAAUAAGUGGUGGCUAUUUUAAUAACUAAGAAUAGGAACAAAACAUUGAUUUUAAUACAAAUACUUGGAAAAAGCAGGUAAACUCUGUUUUAUUCACAACCUGAAAUGUUUUUAAGAGUAAAAUUUUAACUCCUGUAUGACAAUGGUGCAGCAUAUACACGUAGACAUCAAAAGGUCUGGACUUACCAUUUUUGCAUAAAUAACAUUGUUUUAAAAGGAAUAUGAUUAAGUGCAAUUAAAGUAGUGUAAUUUGGCAAGAAUAAUAUUCCUAACUGGCAAUUUUAAAUUCAAAAAGAGGCAAAAUUAAGAGUUACCUUUGAAACAAAAAUAGUGUAUCUUGAUAUAUUUGAUUCUAUAAAAUACAUUAUUCUUCACCUUAAGAUGAGUAUCCCAACUGACUCUCAAAGGUGUGGUCAAGUCUCGCUAGGAAGUUGUAUCUUGUUCACUUGAUUUUCUUACAAUUAGAAAAUGAAUGUAAAUUUGCAAAUCCAUUUUUUCCAUAUUUUCAUUGGAGCAGAUCUCUUGAGUUGUAUAUCUGGUGUGUAAUGUCACCCUAAGCAAAAACUUAGAUGGUAAUCACACUUAUAACACCUAGGUAUUUGGUUAGUGAUUUUUCUCACUGCCGAGAAUUAAAAACAGGACUCUUAGGAGUGAAGUAAAAGCAUAUUGCUUAUGCCACUUUUAUCUAAAAUACUAGGGUAUUUAGGGAAGUAACAACAAAAUGACUACUCAUGUUGUAUGUCAAAUUGCUGUUUCUUUUCAAAACACCCUCUUGUGUUCCCUACCCCUGAUAACCAAAAGAGGGAAAAACUGUGAUAUGUAAGUGCGAAGUGUAGUUUUGCUAUAACUUGGUAACAUUCUAUUCUUGUCCCUUUUAGGAGGAAUUCUAAAAAUGCACAAGUAUCUCCAAUUAUUUGCGUGAAUGAAUAUAAAGUUUUAAGUGGUUAAAACAAAAUACUUCACAAAAACAAAAGUUGUUCCCAUUGAAGGAGCUUUGGCUCCCAAUAUUUGUAUCAUUAGUUCUUACUUUUUUACUGUAGGAACAAUAUGCAGGUGUGAUUUUACUAUUUUAUACUGGUAUGUAUUUAAAUUUUAUUACUGAAUAGUAACUUUUUAAUGUGUUCCAAAGGCAUUAAUAAGGAUGUAUUAAUAAGGAAAAUACCUUUUCAAAAUUCUGCAAGCUGCUCCAAUAUGCUGUGAGAAUACUUUCUCAAAGUAGACUUUUAGCUCUGCUGCAUGAUUGCUUCCUAUAGUUUCUAUGAAACAGAUUGCUUAAAUAUAUCUUAAGUGGAAUGAAUUGUUCAAUAUUGCUUUCAAAAAAUGUAGCACCAUAAUUUUAAGGGAGGGGGGGACUGACAUCAGAAGCAAAUUGAAAAUAUUUCAAAGCUACUUCAUGAUCCAAAUGGGAAAAAGAAAGUAGAAAUUUCCUUUUGGAACUUCUCUCUCUGUGUAUCUAGAAGGGAUAUUUAAAAGGUUUUAUUUCUUCAAAGGAAUCAAGUCUAUGAGGAAAAUUAUUUGCUUUUUGUAGAUGUUGAAUGUAUUCAACACUACAGAACCAGCACCUGGGGGAUUGGCCUUCACCAUCCCAUUUUUUAUUCUCUUAAAACAGUUGUAUAAUUCACUUAGAAACUCUAUUGGACAAGUAUUGAAAAAUGCAUUUCAUUGAUUUCAGAAAUAAGUUGAACUAGUUUUAACCUUUCCAUUUCUAAUGGAGGCUUACCACUACAUUGCUUAUGGUAUUUGACAGGGAAUGAUAUGUAUAAAGCAUGUUACAACAAUGUUAUCUUUUCAGUGUUAGUUGCUGGUUAACUUGAUUUACAAAAAAAGACCCUAAUUUUGCCAGUACUCUUCAGAACUUCUAAAGGCUUCAUAUUUAUUAUAGCAGUUUCUUCAGGUUGUCAGAUAGGAUUAAUUAGAGACAGGUGCACUUCAAAUUGAUAGUUAGGACUUCAAGACAAGAUAUUGAACCUCAUUCAGUUAGUACUUCAGCAGUUGGCUACACCCUGUGUAUGCAUCACUGAAGUAGGAUGUAAGUGUAUGUGGAAGCAGAUUGACAGUGUAGGCGAUAUUUACAUAUUAGUGCUUUAUGGCUAUCAUUUAGGCAGAGACAUUAUUGGCAGCUUCAAAAUGUCAGUUUUAAAGCCUAUUUUGUAGCUACCAGUUUGAUUCUUAAGGGUGGAAUGUGGUGUGUGCUGGCUGAUCAUGCACCACAUCUUUUGCAGCUUCUAAAUUUCUGCUAUGGAUUUUUAAAAUAUAUAUAUAAUUUGCUUGUGUUUUAUUAGUAGUGAAUUGUGGAACAGAGUGAUUUAUUCAUUUGGCAGUAGAGGUUUUCAAAAACCAUUUACUGACUAAAACAUGAGCCAGACCUGAUUGCUUUAUUAAGCUAAUAAUGAAUGUUAAGAGUACAUAUUUUCAGGAUCUUUUGCCUAGUGAGCUCUAUAUGUAUUGUAGGCCGUUGUUAUUGUUGAGGAGGGAGAGUGUGAGAGUGAGCGUGUGUGUGUGUGUUAAAACUAAAGCUCGAUCAACUUCUGUGUUACACAUAAUAAAAGAUAUAGCACUUUCAAAAGAGAACCUAAACCUUAUAAAAGAAUUUCUUACAGGUUAUGCUUUCUAUUAUAAAAUCUUUUAUUAUAAUUGUUCAAGUGCCAUUAGAUGACAUAUGUGGGCCUUUAAUAUAAUGCUUUGGGUACAAAAUGGCAAACAUUGUAAAUUUAAACAGGUACAUCUUGCAGUGUUUUCAUAUCAAUUUGCUAUAUUGCACAGAACCAGUGUGUCUUUUUAAAGGGUUUUACAGUGGACUUUUCCUAGGUUUACAUGUUUCAAAUUAUGCUGUUUUCCUACUGCCAUUUUUAAUACAAGUCCAAAAGUUAAGUAAUCAACAAUUGUUAAAUAUGUACUCAAGAGUCUUAGAGAAUUGCAGUUGUAUGCCCACUAAUUGUAGGUAAGUCCCAUAUGUUUCAGUGGGAAUUACAGGUGUAAUUAGGCACAGGAGUUCAGCCUUACUGCCCAUUCCUAUGCAUGUUUAUUCAAAAGUCACACUGAGUUCAAUGGGACUUAUCCCAAGUGAGUGUGCAUAGGAUUGCAACUUUCAGAAUGUUUGAUAUGCAGUAUUCUAAAGAUUUGAUGCCCUAUCAUAAUAACUAUGCUGCUGUUGGAAUUCAACAUAGGGUUGGUCCUGUGCCUGUUAGUAUAAAGAGAAGGAUUAAGCUCUUAAUUAUUUGUCUCAUACACUGGUUUAGCAGCUAAAAAUGAUGUGCCUCUUAGUAAUGCAACCUAGACAUUAUACUUACUUGCUAUAAAGUAUAUUGUGUAGGCUCAACUGCCUAUCUGCAUCCUGUCAGUAUACUAUACAAAGCCACCUAUUUGACAUUACAGUGGAACACCAUUUAAAGUGAUGUCAUAGUAAUUGAAAAGUGUAUUAUACAGUCCCUUAGCCCUUAUAAAAUAAGGGCUGUGUUGAAGGCCAUUUUUUGUUACUUAACCCUAAAAUUGACACAGAACUGUUGCUAAUUGCAUGCAAACACUUUUCAGUAUAAGCUUCAGUGGUACAGUUGAACCAGAAUGAAUGUUUAUCUUCUCAAGAAACACUCCUGCAGAAUCAUCAUAGUGGAUCAUGCUGCUAAUGUAACGGGAUACAACUUCUCUCAUGGUGCUACAGACCUCCCUGUCUCAUUCAGACUGAUGUAUUUUUAUCCAUAGAGAAAGGCCUAUACUAGAUUUAUAGACGUAUGAUAUAUUUUUAUACUGUGACUUAAUUUGUCAUUAAUGAAUUUUGUACACCACCAUGUAUUCAUAUGCACUUGUAAAACAAAAAAACAAAAAAACUUGGACAUAAAUUUAUACCCAGAUAAGCCUAUUAUUCUCAAAACUAUAAGAUGGUAAAUGAAAAGAGGGCUUUUAAUACAGCGUGAAGUGAAGAACAUGCUUGUUUCUAAGAGCCUUUUGAAUACUGGCAAACUGGGAAACAUUGUAAAAAGGAUGAUACCGGAACCUUACUGGGAUUGCUGAAAUUAUGUUUGUAGAUAGUGAGAUAUGUUUGGACUUGUGUGCUAAAAUGUUUAAUGACGCAGAUUUUGAGUCAAAAAUAGAAAAAAAUGCAUUCCAGACUGAAUUUGUGUAUUUCAUUUAAAGUUACUAUCCUGUGAUAUGGGAAAUUGAGUUGCUUAUCAUGUAUAUGUACUUUAAAAUGUAUUCACAAACUACUGUUGUAUUUGUAUAAAAUAUAGACAAAAGAUUGCAUAUAUAUUUUUGUGUAUAAGCUCUGUAAAAUAGCUAUCACAUUAUGAAGCUGCAGCAGAAAUUCAUUUUAAACACUCAUAUCCAAAGAAACAGACUAUUUAUUGUCCACAUACCCUGAUAAAAAUAUAACUUGCUGCUAUUAAACAAUAGUGCUGCAGCUUCUUGUGGCCUACAGUGUUAUGUUUGCUGUACAGAAAUAUGUGAACUUCACAAAAUAUCAAUAAAACUACAAAAUGGUUUUAGUUACGUAGAGAAUAUGUCUGAAAUUACAUGUGGUGUGUGUUACAAAAAAGAUUGUGAAAAGGAUUGAUCAUACUGUUGUAUUCUACCUUCCUGAAUUUUGGGUGCAAU